CGGUGUGGACACGGGUAACCGUAGUUGAUGUUUGUAUGUAUAAAAAGCAAUGGAUGUCACAGUUUUGUUUGGGUACUCACACUCAGUCUCUCAACAGAACCCAUCAGUUCGGUGGACAGAAGUUGUGUGCCCCUCCUGUAAUCCGGAACCUGGAAAGGUUCGUUCGCUCAAACACCAGAGAAGCGGGUGCGAGCUUCGUCAUUGCACUUCCUGAGUAUGGCCAAUAAAGAAAACUAUGAGUCACGCAAACCGUGUGGAUGUUAAAUAGCAAAUUCAAUCAUACCAUUAUCAGAGGCAGUGUGGUGUAGCCUCUCGUUAUCACACUUAGCACAUAGAUGUAGUACAAGCUGGAAAUAAAUGCGAGACCGGCUAAUAUUAUAAUCAGUGCCAUGUCCCAUAGGAACAGCCCAUCAUCAGCGAUUUGUGUGAUCGGGUCCCAGGUUGUGGCGGUAUUAGGCACCGUGGAAAUGAUUCCAGUCAUGACCGGUCCUCUGCUUCUCAAUCCACCUCAGUCUUUCGUGUCUUGUAGGCUUCAAAACCUGACAUGUCAGAGAGCACAAGUUAUGUAAAGCUUGUUUAGGUCCAUGUGACCGAGAUUAACAUCAUGUACGCUGUAAGAGCCACUACAAUGGUAUACGUACUUACUUCUCAGCGUACAAAGGCAGAGGUAAUUUAUUUUGCUUGUGGGAUAGUUCCUAAGAGACAAAAGUGUAUUGUAGUUCACUGAUGAAAACCCUUCUAGAUUACCCACAGCUGAACCGUAGCAAAAGUUUCACACAGAGAUAGAAUUAUUCAGAGAAGUGGACCUGCUCUUGGUCCAGCCACAUUGCAAAAGUCCAACCUGUGACAAAGUAAUAUUUAGCAGAGAUAUCCGCGGUCGGCCGUUCCAACAGUUCAGAGGAGUGGACCUGCUCUUGCCCCAGCAGCACUGGGAACGGCCGACCGGGAACAAACUGAGAAGUCAGCAGAGAUAUCCGCGGUCGGGCGUUUGGAGUCUCCACUGCGUGUAUAGAAGCCUCGCUGAUCCGGGCUAAAUGGCAUCCUCUGGGUUUCUACUCUGAGCAACAAGGGCUGAAACUCCUUCUCUGUGCGGAGCCUUAGCCUAAUGGAUACCAUAACAAUAGCUGUGAGAUGGUGCUGUGUCCCACAGGCACACAUCAACUUUGUGACCGAUGGAAUCACAAAGUGGUAUAUGAGCAGAUGGAUAUACAAACAUUCUAAAACCAAAAAUCUGACAAUCAUUUGUGUCCAAGUAGAAUUUAAAAGAGUCUCUGCGUAUAUUCAACAGCUCCUAAGUGUGAUGAAAGCUCUAUGGGUGGAACCGGGACGUGGCUCAAUGGACUGGGAAGCAUUGGAUACACUGCUGGAUGACACACCUCUAGUGCCUGUCAGCACCAACAAAUACAGUGUCACGCACACCACCAUGAGACCAGGGGACAGCUUUUAUUACCAUGUGUGUAACACGGUGGAAUUAGUAAAAGGGCGCGCGUGGAUACUCAGGAGGGAACUGAUGACCAUACUUAAGCUGCACAGCAAACAUGAACCUCACAGUGUUACGCUGUUAGUGCCCGGGACCGCAACAAGGAUGAUACAUGUGCGAUGCACCGAGCCCCAGCGAAUAUACGAGCUGUUCAAGAAGUAUGGCCUGACAUGCUCCAAUGUCUGGGAUUCCAGAACCUCCCUGUCUGCCACGGCUCCUUGUACAGCACUGUGUGACCUCAACAUGACCACAGUUAAUGUGAACAGGAUCGCGGAGAAUGAUGCCUUGGGCCAGGAACCUGAGGUGUCCAAUUUCUACCACAACAUGAAAUGCAUCCGAAUACAAGCAAAGCGAGACGCGCUGAAACACAGACCCUACAACUGCCAUCAGCCAGUGUUGACGGAACCUGCUCGAAUGAGACUCAGCCCGACUGCAUAUCAGUUGCCCUGUACUACUACGAUCGAAUGGCCAAACUGGGAGAUGUCAUCAAGUCCGAAGGUCGGUUCGUACCGUCUGUCCAGUAUUCAAAUCCAGAGGAGUGGUCUGGGGAUAGAUAUGUGUUGGAACUGGAACCAGACAACAACGUGAUCAUUACGGGUAAGAACACAACAAUCUAUAUCCAUUUGGUGUAACAGUAACUCUUAUUGCCAGAGAUGUACACUAAAAGUCCACAAAUGAAUUCUCAUGUUUCUUAUCCUAAAGGCGCGGUGCUCCCGGACGGCUCGAAUGCUGAGACAACGCAUGUGGAACCUUACACAUGCCCCUACUGUCUCGAAGACGCAAAUGCGUACCUUGAAUGCGGACACCUGUGUUGUGUGUCCUGUACAAGAAGAGCUAAGAAGAAGAAUUCUCUGGCCUGUGGUGUUUGCAAGAAAGAAACCACCUCUUACAGACCCCUUGAAAUACCACAGAACUUCGAGUCUACGUGCUUCGCAUGCUGCAAAGGGAAAGAGUGGGUCACAGAAUGUGGCCAUUUAAACUUAUUUUUCCGGCCAAACAUGUUAUAGUCCAAUGCCAGCUCGUUUGACAGAAUGUAUUUCAUUAUUCGCCUAGUUGCAUCAUCUACAUUUGUGCCCCCUAUAUCUGCCACCAUGGCAACCUAGGGAUGAGAGUAAAAAGGAGGGAAAAAAAGGCUUACAUGAACUGCCAAGACAAUAAGCUUCAAAGAUUUAAAAAUUCAGCCAUAAAGUAAACUAAACAUUUGAAGUUGUAGCCUUUGUGUAAUUUACUGUAAUGUAAUACAUAUUUUUAUUUUGUAGGCUAAUGCAAAUCAAUUUGGAAAACCAAAAAAAUAACCAGCAGAGAUUAGACUGCGGUCCCCCAGUUGCUCCUCAAGCGCCUCAACAUCUGCUUGAGUUUGCAGCGGGAAGACCACACCAUCAGGAACCUCCAUCA
This is a messenger RNA of Esox lucius (northern pike), 2875 nucleotides long. RefSeq lists its product as uncharacterized. The transcript has 2 exons. The coding region runs from base 1106 to 2068 and encodes 320 amino acids. NCBI's taxonomy places the organism in Eukaryota, Metazoa, Chordata, Actinopteri, Esociformes, Esocidae. The record is from RefSeq and is a predicted model, not a curated record.